AUGCACACACACACCUCUAACCCAGCUAACAGCAAUGAAGUAAACUUGCUUGCUCUGAUACAUCAUCACAUUGCACGAUUAGAAAAUAAAGAAUCUUUUCUUGACAAAAAGGUAGGCACAUAUAGCCACCUGAGUAAUUUAGCAUAUAAACAAAUGCCACAAGUUAGGUUAUGGGUAAAAGGAAUUGAAAUGACUUUCCUGGCUGAUAGCGGGGCUAGCAACUCAGUAAUUAGAAUGGAUGAGCUAGAUCCAAUUCCAAAAUUGAGUGGAAAUUAUGUGUGGUCAACUUCUGCAUCAGGUCAUACAGUUAGAGAAAAUUUCACUGUACCAUUGAGAUGUGAAGAUGAAAAUGGCAUGAGCUUUAAGCACUGUUUUCUUUUAUCAGAAAAUUGUCCUCAAAAUUUGUUGGGGAGAGAUUUAUUAUGCAGACUGGGUAUUUCUCUACUAUCCAGUCCAGACGGGAUUCAAGCGGUCCAAUGCCAAAUUCAAACUUUGGCCGCAAUUCAAGAAUCACCGUUGUAUGUUUAUCAGUGGAAACUGCAAAAUGAUGAAUUAUGUGAAAAACUUGUCAACACUGCAAAAGACAGAGUUUCACCUAAUUCUGAAAUCAUGCCAUUGUCUGAUUUACAUUGCUCAGCACAUGUAUCAUUUGGAAAAGAUGAGAUGUUUGAACAGAGAUGGUUUCAAUGUAUAGACACAAUAGACUUGGAAUGGUUAUUUUGGACAGAAAAUAAAUGUGCGGUUACUGUUGAACUGAGACACGAACAGCAACAGUUCUUUGAUGUUGUGGACUCUCUUCCACAUGUGUCAUUGUCCAAAGCGGACGGUGACCAUUGGGAAGACAUCGGUCCUUUUGUAAAAGCUUGUGUUUUUCAUGUGAAUUGGAUGCAAACAGUAGAGGGAAAUGUUGAAUACAACCCAACGCUGUCUGCAUACCGAAUGCGUUUGAGUGAGCCUGCUGUUACAGCUGUACGCACAGUCUGCGUGAUAGAUUGCGCAAUAGCAGACCACUGCUUCCUCACAGAAACUGAAAUGACAGCCAUCCCAGCUCUUAAAGAGGUUCCAAAAUCUGUCUGGGCCUCAUCUAAAUUUGAUGUGGGACUGAUUAAAAACUGUGAACCAGUGCAAAUUGUUCCAAAGUCUGAUUAUAGACCAUGUAAGCCUCAAUACCCCCUCAAAAGAGAGGCUAUUGAGGGAAUAAAACCAGUUUUCGAAUCAUUGAGAGCAGCUGGAGUGAUUGUGCCGUGUGAGGAUUCCCCUGUGCGUACACCUAUCUUCCCUGUCAAAAAGAUAAGAGAAGCAGGCCAGCCAACUGAGUGGCGGUUUGUGCAGGAUCUGCAGGCCGUGAAUGAAGCGGUUCAAGCACGAGCUCCAAAUGUCCCAAACCCUUACACAAUUCUGUCACAAGUACCAGGCGAUGCCGAGUGGUUCUCAGUUGUUGACUUAUCCAAUGCCUUCUUCUCUGUGCCAGUUCACAAAGACAGCCAAUUUUGGUUUGCUUUCAAUUUUAAUGGUAAAGCUUACACUUUCACAAGACUCUGUCAGGGGUACAGAGAAUCUCUGACCAUUUUUAAUGAAGCACUGAGAAGAAGUUUGGAACCACUGCAGCUGACACCAGGUACGGCAUUGCUUCAAUACGUAGAUGAUUUAUUUUUAGCUGCAAAAGAUGAAGAAACAUGCAAACGAGACACUGUGAAACUUUUAAAACAUUUGGCUGCUGAGGGUCACAAAGUUAGCUUGUCAAAAUUGCAGUUUUCAAAAAGGGAGGUGACAUUUCUAGGUCAUGUCAUCACUAAACAUGGUAAAUCCCUGUCUGAAAAACGAAAAGAGGCAAUUCAAAAGAUUCCAAAGCCUCUCACUAAAAAGCAACUAAUGUCAUUUUUGGGCAUGUGUUCGUAUUGUCGAACGUUCAUUCCAAAUUAUGCUAUUGAAGAAUCACCUCUGAGCACUUUGGCUCACGGGAGGGGCUUGCAGCCACAUGACAAACUGACAUGGACCCCAGAAGCAGAAAAAGCAUUUGAGAGGUUGAAAGCAUUACUACAAACGUCACCAACUCUGGGAAUCCCAGACCCAGAGAGAAGUUUUGUACAAACUGUUGAUGAGAAAAAUGGAUUCAUGACUUCUGUUCUGUUACAGGAUCACGGGGGGAAGCUGAGACCUGUGGCCUAUUUUUCAAGUAAACUUGACCCUGUAGCAGCAGGCUUGCCAAAAUGCCUGAGAGCUGUUGCAUCUGCAGAGAAAGCUAUUUUAGCUUCAAGGGAAAUUGUGGGAUAUUCUGAUGUAACUCUGUUAGUGCCACAUGCUGUCUCUAUGAUCCUGUUGGAACAGAAGACAUCCCAUUUGUCUGCUGCCAGGUGGCUCAGGUAUAAUGCAGUUUUGUUGGAAAUGCCAAACAUCACAAUAAAACGCUGCACAGUGUUAAAUCCAGCCACACUGCUCCCAACAGAGCAGGAUGGCGAGGAACACAACUGUGUUGCAGCACUGGAACAGGUCUGUACACCAAGACCAGAUUUGAAAGAAACCCCUUUAGAGAAUCCUGAUCUGAUUUUAUUUGUUGACGGUUCAGCUUCUAGAGAUUCAGAAACUGGCAAAAAUAGAGUAGGUUAUGCUGUAACUACCGCAUAUGAAACAGUAGCAUCUGGAGCGCUCCCCGCGCAUUGCUCUGCGCAAGCGGCUGAAUUGGUAGCAUUGACAGAGGCUUGCAAAAUUGCUGAAGGACAAACAGUUACCAUUUACACAGAUUCCCGUUACGCUUUUGGCGUCUGUCACGAUUUUGGGGCAUUGUGGAAACACAGAAAAUUUUUAAAGUCAGAUGGUAAACCUGUUCUAAACCAUGACAAAAUAGCAGCAUUGUUGGAAGCAAUUUUGCUACCGAAGUCAGUUGCUAUCUGCAAAUGCGUUGCACAUUCUAAAUGUGAUGACUUUGUGUCUUUAGGUAACAAGCGAGCUGAUAUGGCGGCCAAGGACGCAGCCACAAGAACAGAGCUUUCUUUAACAUGUGCUACAGUUAACAAUGACUCAUUCACACCUUCUUCUGAUUCUCUUACAGCUAUGCAAGCUUUUGCAACACCAGAGGAGAAGAAGCAAUGGGUGAAGGCCGAGUGCAAACUGAAAAACAAGAUUUGGCUGAGCACUGAAGACAAACCAUGUCUGCCAAAACACUUUUUCCCACACUAUGCAAAACUGGUACAUGGCCUAGACCAUGUGAGUAAAGGGGGAAUGUUUGAUCUGAUGAAUCAAUAUUGGUUCACGAAGGGAUUCACUUCCUUUGCGGACAAAUAUUGUCAGUCAUGUAUGAUUUGUGCCACGAACAACGCAGGCAGAGGGCAACAAAUGCCCCAAGUAGCACACCCACCUCCAAAUCAACCAUUUGAUCAUAUAAUGUUUGAUUUUAUUGAACUGACACCAUCUGAAGGCAAGAAAUUUUGUCUUGUCAUGAUUGACAUGUUUUCAAAGUGGGUGGAGGCUUUUCCCACAUCCAAGCAAAAUGCAGGUGCUGUUGCGAAAGCACUAUUGUCUGAAAUUAUUCCCCGAUGGGGAAUACCAAGAAAAAUUAGUAGUGAUAAUGGCACACCUUUUGCAAAUGAAGCCAUCACUCAGGUUGGACAGUUUUUGGGUAUUGACAUACGUAAACACACAUCUUAUCACCCGGAAUCGGGUGGUUGUAUCGAACGAUGCAAUGGAACGUUAAAGAAUAAAUUGACGAAGUGUUGUGAGCAAACAGGUUUGUCUUGGGUCAAAGCACUCCCCAUUGUGUUGAUGUACAUGAGAAUGCGGAAAAGAACCAGGUCUAACUUAAGCCCAUUUGAAAUUUUGUUUGGCAGGCCGACAUCGAUUGGAGUGGGACCAGAACCUCGACCACUGCCCUCUACAGCCUUGUGUGAAGAUGACAUGCUAAAUUAUUGUCGAAAUUUGUCUCUUGUUCUUUCUCAGAUAUCUCAGCAGGUCAAGGACGCCUUACCCAGGCCAGCUGAGGGAGUCUUGCACGAUAUCAGGCCUGGCGAUUUCGUGGUAAUCAAGGAUUUGAGGAGAAAACAUUGGAAGGCAAAGAGGUGGAACGGCCCGUUCCAGGUUCUGCUGAUAACGCACACCGCGGUCAAGGUGGCAGAAAGGGCUACGUGGAUACACGCCAGUCACUGCAGGAAAGUUCCGACACCACCAGAGGGCGACACAGAUCAGUAAAGUGAUUGACCAGCUGCCCCGUGCCAAGGGGGACGUCUGGCUGACCGAGGUGAACAAACAUACAGUGGUGUAUGGGAGCUGAACACGCAGCAGCAUCACUGUGUGGGAGUGAUCUGAGGUCAGUGCAGGCCAACGGAUGACAGCAAAAAGACGGAUUCUGCCCAUCACUGUAGAGGAGCAGGGACUUCUUGGAACCGACACAUUGUGGUGGAACGCCAGAUAUUCAUUCACCCCAAUCCUAUAUAGCUGCUACCAGAGGAGAAUAGGAAACGAACUGUGUAGAAAAACUAGACAAAUAGUAGAGUAAACAAGAAUUGUAUAUUAGGGGGUCUAAAGCAGGUCAUUGUCCGUGUUACGAGAUAAUGCAACCCGACAGAAAUGUAAAGAAAGUUUCUUCUGUUUGAACACCACACUGGAUUUACGUUUAUGUUCAAGUAUUAGCGUAUUAUUGAUUUUAUUUGAGUUUCCUUGUAGGUCAAGAAUAUUUACAAUGUCAAAUGUUUGUUUUUUACCCUUAUUAGAGUGAUGGUGUGUUUUGAAUCUUUGUGAAUUUACACACUUGAUGUUAGCUAUAAGGGCAUGUAUCUUUUAUUAUUUACUAAUGACCAUAAGUGAUCAAAGAAUGAUCAAAAGGGAGGAGUGUAAUGGAAAUUUUUAAAAUCUACUAAGUACAUAUAUUACAUAUAACACAUUGAUUAUAUUAAUCUUACUUGAUUACAUUUAAGUCACAUAUGUUUUCUAAUCAAUUAACCUUUGAAAUAUAAUCACUAGUUCUUAUAAGUAGAAUAUAAUGAUUGGGAUAUUGUGUAAGAGUGAACUAAUUUCUAAUAAUGGUUGCUGUACCAGGGACGGGCUAGUCUGAAAGUGACUAGACAUUAACAAAUUGACAAGUGAUACCAUGGGGUGAUGUGUUCUUAACCAUUUCAUUGGUUAGAAGAGGGAUUUUGCUACUUUGAAAUGUAUUCUUUUGACUAUAAAACUCUGGUCUGUGAGCUCCACCUUUAUCUCUUUGCUCACAGCCUGCUGUGUGUAAACCAGAUCAUUCUUCUCUGCAGAGAAUAAAGCAAAACAAAGACAACCUCUC
Messenger RNA from Labeo rohita (rohu), 5266 nucleotides. Its product is annotated as protein NYNRIN. The record is from RefSeq and is a predicted model, not a curated record. The coding region runs from base 1 to 4182 and encodes 1393 amino acids. NCBI's taxonomy places the organism in Eukaryota, Metazoa, Chordata, Actinopteri, Cypriniformes, Cyprinidae. Gene Ontology annotation, molecular function: aspartic-type endopeptidase activity; RNA-DNA hybrid ribonuclease activity; nucleic acid binding. Gene Ontology annotation, biological process: DNA integration; proteolysis. The transcript has a single exon.